Actinia tenebrosa (Australian red waratah sea anemone) is the source of this 5052-nucleotide messenger RNA. RefSeq lists its product as uncharacterized. The record is from RefSeq and is a predicted model, not a curated record. Gene Ontology annotation, molecular function: chromatin binding. Gene Ontology annotation, cellular component: nucleus. Gene Ontology annotation, biological process: DNA replication; mitotic DNA replication checkpoint signaling; mitotic G2 DNA damage checkpoint signaling. NCBI's taxonomy places the organism in Eukaryota, Metazoa, Cnidaria, Anthozoa, Actiniaria, Actiniidae.
UGGCUCAAAUGGUCAUCCACCUGUUGCCCCCUCGUACAAUGUCCCCAACAACAAUGAUGAACAGAAAGAAGACAUUGAUGUUACGAGUGAAGAAAAGAAGAAAGAGAUGACGAUAUUGCUGGAAAGCCUCCAAUUGGAUGUUGAACAAGACUUAAGGAACUUCUUAAAAGAUGCAUAUCAUCAAGCAGUUACAAGCAUGGACAGUUUGACCAGAUUUAUUGACAAAUGUAUAGCAGUGAUUGACUUUUACCUGAGAAAAAAUGUGACUGUCAAAGAAGAGCUGACUAUACAAGGUGUGCUAGCAGACUGUCUUCUGCUCAGUAACCUUACGAUAAGGGACAAGUAUGACGGACUAAAGACAUUUGAUUGCAAGCAAAACAAACUAACAGAGUAUCAGCUGCAAGUGUUGUUAAGACUAGAGAUGAUAUGUGCAGGAGGUGAAAGUACUUCCGUGAUAGAUGAGGUUGUUGUUAUGUUGAGGUCCAUCUCAUUCAUCAAGGAUCCUGGAUUUCUGAGGGAUUUUCUCAAAGAAGUCAUACUGACGAGGUAUGUCCAACGCAUUCCAAAGUUUCUCUGUGAGAUCUAUGAAGGAUUAAUGCAAGACCUCCCAGCAGAACUGCGGUCUCCUUCCAAAAACAGUGAAGAAGAGGAAUCUCCUCUGAAGAGAGGUCAAGUUGCAUCAGUGGUGCGACCAGAGUCAGAUCAACCCCGCAGCGAGGUAAGUCGUCCUCUCACUYGUCAUCGCAGCAUUGCAGACAUGGGAGGGAAAAGACGAGAAAUAGUUAUUCCUGGUAAAGCAAAAACAAAGACCAAAACAGGAAAAARGAAGAACGACAAAACAAGCUGUUCAUCUUCAAAGGAAAAAAGUGAUCGAGGUAAAUCCCAGAAAACUCCGGUCAAGAAGGUGCGCAGAAACCUGUUUACUGAAGGAGACGAAACACCAGGAAUGACUGGUAUCUCAAUGAGCAAGAGUAAAUUGAAAGUGCCUUCAAUAUUUGGUAAAGAAGAUAAGUCUGGUCAACAUAGAAACAAAGAAAGCAGACGACAUUYGGUAGCUCACUCUAAGAUGGUGAAAGAAACUCCUGGGAGAAGGCAAAUUCAUAAUGCUUUGUGGCAAAAACAGCACAGAGCAAGAAAACGUACAAGUACAGCAACUGACCUGAACAUUGUUAAAGAAUCUCCUCUCAAAGAAAUCUUAGAAGCUGAAUCUCUUCCUCGUCGCAGCCCUCGGCGACACCCUGGAUCAAUCUUCCAGCGAAGUCAGUCAUUUUAUGGCGCCAAUCCAAAGUCGUGUCCUCUUGUAAGAACAUGGAGCUCUUCAUCAAUACGCAAUGAAUCUCCUAUUAAAAAACUUGAACUUGAUGAAAACACCGAUGCCAGUAACUUAGCAACGGAUGCCAUGGAAACCAUUACAACGCCUGUUAAGGAUACACAGGAUUAUGAUACAGUCAAGGAGUCACCGCUGCGGUUUYCUCCUCGAAGAAGGAAACGCUUCACCUUGCACACUUUGUUGGCAGAGACGACAACUAAAACAGAGCGAGACUCUUCAAGCAAUUCUAAAUCUUUGACACCGAAAUCCAAAGUAGAGGUUCCAGUGCGGUCUUCUCCAAGACUGUUAAAGAAGCGAUCCUUCUCUUGUAUUGGAUUUUCUAAUUCUUUAUCUAGUUAUUCCAAGAGUGGGAAUAGUUCAGACGGUAACAGAAUUAGUACACCAAGCAAGGACAAGGUUCUUACCCCGACAAGAUCGUCUCCGCGAUUCAAGAAAAGCGCCAGCGAUUCGUCAGGAAUGACUAGAAAUCGAAUUAGUUUGUCUUCACCUCGCACUGACCAAAAUCGCUGGAAUCCAGAGAAAAGGAAAAGACUUCAAACGCCACCUCGUUCUGGGCUUUAUGACUUCAAACCCGUCGAAUCUUUCGGUGAUUCGAGUAAAAGGACAAGAACGGAGUCUACAGACCGUUUGAUGCAUUCUAACAAGUUAACAAAAAAUUCAGAGAACGAGGGUGAUUCUGAAGACAGCGAAGUUGUCCUAAACUUAAAUAAACAGCCACUUUUACUUGAUCAAUUUGAAGUAAAUGAAGUGCGCAGUCCAGAUAAAUCGGAGAACCAAAGUUCAGCUCGCGAGUACGGCGUUCGUGAUGCUCAUGAUGUGAACUCCAUUAGAAAACGGCAUUGUCGUGAGACUUCUCCUGGUGUAGAACUAAGAGAGGAUAUGGAGAAUAAAUCUCCAACGAACAUGGUUAAUUCAAGUAUCAAAGAUGAUACUUCCAAUGACAAGAACAAUAGGAUAUUACGCUCUAGUCACAGGAGAGCAUCCUUUGAGCAGCAAUGGGAAGCAAUCACCUUAUCGCCUCCUUCUAAAAAUAAAAUAUUUGACUGUAAUUCGGAGUGCAAUGGUGGCAGAAGCGAACGUGACGUUUUAAGCCGAAAACGACUGUCUUUCAGUCCCUCGAAGAAAAUGGAAACAAGUCACGGUGCAUCCGAGAAUCAGCCAAGUGCGUCCGUAGACGAAUGUUUCAUUAAUGAGGACAAAAAUGAGACCAAACCCAGGAGUGAUGAAGCAACAAUGACCAAGGAAAGUGAUGAUGAUCGUGGAGAAAAUACUAGAUCAGACGACGUGGAAAACUCACUAGACAAUACCUUGAAGGUUGCUACUCCUGUACGCAGGUCCCCACGAAAACACUUCGAUAAAAACAGCCCCGUUUGUGGAUCUCAAAAAUUGCUGAGACCAAAACCAGUAGUAUCAACCCCACCAGCUAAAAAACGAAGAAAAACGCGCAGUCAAACCGAACAGGAGACCAAAAGGUCAAGCCCUUUGAAUCAAAUACUAAAACAGCGUAAGAGAAACAGACCUGGGAGCCUUAAGUCACCGAAGAAUAAGGCGCAUUCCGAGGCGGGCGUAGAUACUGCUACUCACAAAGGACCAAUGCAUGUUAUUUCAGUAGGGCAAGCCGACAGCUUUGCGGAGUUGGCUAUGGAACUCUUAGAUGAAUGCUCCAAGUCUUCAGAGGACAUGGUAUACGAUUGGUUCAAACACAUCGAUAAACAAGAAAAUCCAGUUGAGCCCACAUCAAUGAUUGGUGUCCCUGAAAUCAAUAAUGUACAAAGAAGUUUAGGAGUAGCAGACUUUGGUUUUGAGGAUGAUGAUGUUUUUCAAAAUCCCCCGAAAUCCUUACGUUCCGGGAAAACGCCCUACAAGCCUGCCACGCCCAUAUCUGCCAAGAGUAUUAAGAUGCUGCGCGAGUCUCCUCUUUUGGUGAAUUCUUCAUCGAUUUCUGUUCCACCAGGAUCUUUUGCGAAAAAAUGGUCCGACUCGUCGCCGUCCGGAAGAGAACGGCUUAAGCGUCGGAAACGUUCGGAAGCAUUCGGGGGAAAUUCGUCAGAACUCGAUACGAGCAUGAGCGAUGAUGGGGAGAAUGUUAUCAAACGAAAUCAAGAGAAGAACUCGACUCGAUCAAGAAAGAAGUUAAAACUGAACACAGACUAAAUUUUUUAUGAAAUAAAUUUUCGUAUUGGCGAAGCAAAUUGUAAGAUGUAAGAUGAAUUAUCACARGCAAAUGAUAGUGUUAAUAUUUGAGAUGUUCACAAAGACAUGCAUAUUCGUUUUUCACAAGUUUUCAAAAUUUAAAGUUAUUUGUAAAUAAGAUUUAUCCAACUUGAGUUUGUAGCCGACUUUUUGUAGAAUGAACAAAUCAUUAAUUCAUUUAUCAGAGUGUGUAGCAGUGUUUUCUUAUGGUUGGUAUGAAUAUGGCUCUGUCUUGUGAACCAAAGAAAAGCUGUUAGUAAGUCGACCGAACGGUUACAAUGAGAUGCGGGGGAAGUGCGCUAUUUGAAGACACUCACGCAGAGUGUAGAGAAAGAGUAAGACAAAGGGCGCGUUAGCUAUGGUCCAAGCUUUUCUAACAAUUAUACGAAAGUGUAAAGUGCACUUUUUAAGAUAAGGAUGCGCUUUUUGAGAAAACUAUUUAUUUAUUAGUAUUUAUACUACCAAUAUAAUCUUUGAGCAUUCUAAUAAUACACUGGGGAGGUGAUGUACUAUAUAAUUACCUUUGUUUCAUAACUACUAAGAUAUAAAUUUUCCAGUAUACGAAAUAUUAUAAUAUUAUAAUAUAGUAUAAUAAAACAGGUCGUGAUGAGAAAACUAUUCAAAAUGAUGAAAUAGAUAUUCGACACUAUUCGGCCCUGAUAUACUUCAUGCAAUAUUCCUCGUAUAAGCAACCUUUGCUUUUCCAAUUUGUCUUUUUGGGGGUUUUUCUGUCUCGGUAAUUGUGUAGGGCGCGGCUAUUUUUUGCAUUUACACCUAUUUCGAAACGAUAGUCGGAGCCAAAGGAGAUGAACCAUAUAGGCCGCGAUAUGAAAUUAUUCUAAGGCCUCGAUAAUUCGUGUUCAGAACUAUGCCCAUAGUUCCUUUCGGACUUUGAAUGGCUUAUCGUCUAUCUACUUUGGCUCCAACGGCCUGUGAAUAUUAGCAAAGGGAGAGCGGUCGCAUUGCGAGGAAAUUGAACGUAUUAGAGUUUAUGUAUUUAAAAAAAAUUAAAGCAUAUUCAAUUAUAUUCUUUUGCAUGUAAUAAUAAUACUAAGCAAAUUUGAUUUAACGAAAAGUAAAAGUCACUUUUAUAAUGAUCCCUCUUUUCAAAGUUCAGAGGAAGACUGGUAGCGACGUUGUAGUGCAUGGCAUUCUGGGCCUGAAUUCAUAACACAUCAAAAAGCCGUCGGUCUUCUUAUGAACUUCAAAAUGGCGAAUAUUAAUUAGAAGCACGCGAACGCUCUGAUUUGUAAUGAUAAGGUCAUUUUGUAUUUAUCGUACCUUAUAAAAGCUACAGUGCCUAUGCGUGGAAGAGACUAAGUUGUGAACCGCACCCAAGUCCCGCUAAAAGGGACUUAGGACAUGAUUCAGUUGAUAAGAUACGUACCAUUAAAAAUAUCUUUGCAUGCAUCGUGUUACAAUACUACCUAUUUGUUUUAUAUACAGAACCUUUUAAGGUUUUGUUUCGCUACUGUCACAGUAGUCUGUAAUGGACUUCAAGGGCUUGUGCUUCCAUUCUCAAUCUUUCU